GCCUGUAAGUCUAUACCAAAAAAGAAACUGAUUUGCCUGGAGGAUUACGAGGAUGUGUGGAGGGAGAUUCAGAUAAUGCACCAUUUGUCUGAACACCCUAAUGUUGUCAGAAUAAAGGGUACUUAUGAGGAUGCUUUGUUUGUGCACAUAGUGAUGGAGUUGUGUGCUGGUGGGGAGCUCUUUGAUAGGAUUGUUCAGAAAGGGCAUUAUAGUGAAAAAGAAGCUGCUAAGUUGAUAAAGACUAUUGUUGGAGUGGUGGAGGCUUGUCAUUCUUUAGGAGUCAUGCAUAGGGAUUUGAAACCUGAGAACUUCUUAUUUAUUGGUGCUGAUGAAGAUGCUGCUCUCAAGGCUACUGAUUUUGGCCUCUCUGUCUUCUACAAGCCAGAUGAAACUUUCAGUGAUGUAGUGGGAAGUCCUUACUAUGUUGCACCAGAAGUUUUGCGCAAGCAUUAUGGACCAGAGGCUGAUGUAUGGAGUGCUGGAGUUAUUUUAUAUAUUUUACUCAGUGGUGUUCCACCUUUCUGGGCUGAAACUGAGAUGGGAAUUUUCCGUCAGAUAUUACGAGGUAAAUUGGAUUUUGAUUCAGAACCAUGGCCUGGGAUUUCAGAUGUUGCCAAGGAUUUGAUCACAAAGAUGCUGGAUAGAAAUCCUAAGACAAGAUUAACAGCACACGAAGUAUUGUGUCACCCCUGGAUCGUUGAUGAUACAAUGGCCCCUGAUAAGCCUCUUGAUUCUGCAGUUUUGUCGCGCCUCAAGCAGUUCUCAGCGAUGAACAAACUUAAGAAGAUGGCUUUACGUGUCAUUGCAGAGAGAUUAUCUGAAGAGGAAAUUGGUGGUCUGAAAGAGUUGUUCAAAAUGAUAGACACUGACAAUAGCGGAACCAUAACUUUCGAUGAACUCAAAGAAGGUUUAAGGCGAGUGGGUUCUGAACUGAUGGAGUCUGAAAUAAAGGAUCUUAUGGAUGCUGCUGACAUUGAUAACAGUGGGACAAUAGAUUAUGGGGAGUUUCUUGCAGCUACUGUGCACUUGAACAAGUUAGAAAGGGAGGAGAAUCUGGUUUCAGCCUUCUCUUUCUUUGAUAAAGAUGGUAGUGGUUACAUAACCAUCGAUGAGCUUCAACAAGCCUGCAAAGAAUUUGGUUUGAGCGAGCUUCAUCUCGAUGAAAUGAUCAGAGAGAUUGACCAAGAUAACGAUGGACAGAUAGAUUAUGGGGAAUUCGCGGCAAUGAUGAGAAAAGGAAAUGGAGGAGUUGGGAGGAGAACUAUGAGGAAAACUAUAAACUUGGGGCAAGCUCUAGGACUAGGGAUCACAGAAAGUAAAGGAGAUAACUGAUACGAGCUAAUUCGGUCCAACUCUUCUCCUUUGGAUCAUCUAACUUUGUUUCUCCUCUACUUCGUCCAUAGUUGCUCUCCCCUUAACAACCAUGUUGCCAUUUUGGUCAGUAGGCCCCUUAAGCUCUUCUCUGAAACUCUUACCAAAGGGAUAUGACAAACUUAAAGUUCUUGAUUAGACUUGCAAAACAUUAUGGUGCUUGCAUGUAUCGAAUAUACUGAAUCUUAUUUGUCUAUUGCUGCCAAAGUUGUCUGAAACUUUUCUGAAGAAAAA
This is a messenger RNA of Sesamum indicum (sesame), 1605 nucleotides long. Its product is annotated as calcium-dependent protein kinase SK5. The record is from RefSeq and is a predicted model, not a curated record. Lineage: Eukaryota; Viridiplantae; Streptophyta; Magnoliopsida; Lamiales; Pedaliaceae. Gene Ontology annotation, molecular function: protein kinase activity; calcium ion binding; ATP binding. Gene Ontology annotation, biological process: protein phosphorylation.